Messenger RNA from Daldinia childiae, 2301 nucleotides. Its product is annotated as Vacuolar calcium ion transporter. The coding region runs from base 1 to 2301 and encodes 766 amino acids. Gene Ontology annotation, biological process: calcium ion transmembrane transport; intracellular calcium ion homeostasis. The record is from RefSeq and is a predicted model, not a curated record. The transcript is spliced from 6 exons. Gene Ontology annotation, cellular component: fungal-type vacuole membrane. Gene Ontology annotation, molecular function: calcium:proton antiporter activity. Lineage: Eukaryota; Fungi; Ascomycota; Sordariomycetes; Xylariales; Hypoxylaceae.
AUGAAGGAAAGCUCAACUGACAAGGCCUCUAAUAUAGAUCGCAUACGCUCUUGGGCACGAGGUCACGCGUAUGGAGGCUCUACACGUUCCACCGCGUCCAACUCUAACCCCAUCCUUCCCAUAAAUAAUACACAUACACAACAAGAUCCGGAGAAGAUCCGCCAUGUUAGCGGUACCGGUUCUGACGGCCAUCAGGGCCUUUCUAAUGGCUCCGCGAAAUCUCAGGACGCCCCCAACUUCGGAACGGAUACCCAGAAUGCCGAUAGGCCGGCUCCGUCAACAUCUCAAGUGGAGGGGACGGGGUCUGUCGUAGACGAAGACGGUACCAAGAAGAAGAAACAAAAUGUCGUCGUCGAAACCUAUCACGAAUUAAAGAAAGUGAUCCUACACAGCUGGAUCAACCUAUUCUUGGUAUUCGUACCCGUCGGGAUUGCUAUCGCAAACAUUCCGAACAGGAAUGCCGGAGCUACUUUCGGUAUUAACGCUGUCGCCAUUAUUCCUCUUGCGGCACUCCUUAGCCAUGCUACCGAGUCUGUCGCCCGCAAGAUGGGCGAUACCGUCGGCGCGUUGCUUAACGUAACGUUUGGUAAUGCUGUCGAACUCAUUAUCUUCAUCGCUCUAGUUAAGGGUGAGAUUCGCAUCGUUCAGGCCUCCCUGCUUGGAUCGAUCCUCGCAAACUUGCUCUUGAUUCUAGGCAUGGCCUUCUUCCUUGGUGGUCUCCGAUUCCGUGAACAGAUCUACAACAGCACAGUGACUCAGAUGAGUGCCUGUUUGCUAAGUUUGAGUGUGAUUAGUCUCAUGUUACCGACCGCAUUUCAUGCUUCCUUCCGAGACAAAACAGAGGCUGAUAACGAGUCUCUGAAGAUCAGCCAUGGUGUUAGCGUGAUUCUUCUUUUGGUAUAUGUCGUGUACCUUCUGUUCCAGCUGAAGUCUCACGCAUAUAUGUAUGAAUCGACUCCUCAACACAUCAUCGAUGAGGAAGCAACACCUGGCCCGGCUGCCGCAUGGCUCGAGUCCUCUGAUUCCGACUCGAGUUCUUCGUCGGACUCGGACUCGGAUCACUCUGGCCAUUCGAGGGAAACCAUGUCCAAACGUGUUAAACGAGCCAUCCGUGGACAUCGCCGCAGAAAAUCCAGUACGGCGUCUGUAGACACUGACGAUGGUGAUCGAACUCGUACCUCGUCUCUCGGAACUAAUAGCGCUAGUCCUAUCCAUGAGGGGGGUUCUAAGUCUGGUGAUUCUUUGCAAGGCCCCCUUUCUUUCCCUCGAAUGAACUCCACUGGUACCGAAGAGGCUAUCGAGGAGGAAGAUGAAAACAAGUCCCGCCGUAAACACAAGCGCUCCAAGCGUAAGCACCGCAAGCGAGAUAGGAAGGCGUCAACUGGUGUCGAAGGAAUUACUCAACCUCAGAACAUUGCUGGUGUUGGACCGGAUGCCGUACAGGAUCGUGUCGCGAGUAAUGGAGAGCCCCGCCGUGUAGACUUUGCUGACACAGUCGCCAAUGUCGAAAGCGAACUCGAAGUUACUCCCACAGGACCUAGACGUCCCUUCAAUAACUUGCGUGUUCUUUCAUUCCGACCCGUGGCUAAGAGCCUGGCACCGCCUGUCUUCACUUCGGACGUUGGAGCUGCACCUGCGGCAUCGGUUGGACCCGUGCCGCGCGUGAGAUACGGCAUUCGCAGGACCAACUCUCUUCCCGAAAGACUUAACCAGUACCAAUACCGACCACCCGGAGCCAUGAUGCCUUCUCAAAUUCCUAUUUCUGUCCUAACUGGCGGUACUGGAGAAGAAGGCAAAGAGCACGGAGACGACCUUUCACGUGGCGCAGCCAUUAUUAUGUUGCUGUUAUCGACGGCUCUCGUAGCCGUGUGUGCCGAAUUCAUGGUGGAUGCCAUCGAUGAUGUGGUCGCAAAUAGCGCUCUCAAGGAGACUUUCAUCGGUUUGAUCAUCCUGCCUAUUGUCGGUAACGCAGCGGAACACGUGACGGCCGUCACGGUGGCUAUGAAGAACAAGAUGGAUCUGGCAAUCGGUGUAGCUAUUGGCUCCUCGAUUCAAAUUUCCCUGUUCUUGACGCCUCUGGUGGUUAUCAUCGGCUGGAUCAUCGGACAACCCAUGACGCUUUACUUUACCCUUUUCGAGACCGUUUGUCUGUUCGUAUCGGCCUUCAUCAUCAACUUCUUGAUUCUAGACGGCCGAAGCAACUAUCUCGAGGGUGCGCUGCUUUGCGCUACGUACGUAAUCAUCGCGGUUGUGGCGUUCUUCUAUCCUGAGGGUGACGCCGCAGGUACCCUAGGCGCUUGA